This is a messenger RNA of Lingula anatina, 5682 nucleotides long. Its product is annotated as protein still life, isoform SIF type 1. The record is from RefSeq and is a predicted model, not a curated record. NCBI's taxonomy places the organism in Eukaryota, Metazoa, Brachiopoda, Lingulata, Lingulida, Lingulidae. Gene Ontology annotation, molecular function: protein binding; guanyl-nucleotide exchange factor activity. Gene Ontology annotation, biological process: activation of GTPase activity; small GTPase-mediated signal transduction.
AUGGCACCCAGCAAAUGCUUGCUGACCAAAGAAAAUUCUGGAUUGUGGGCAGAGAUAUAUGAAGUUGCUGUGGAUGAUGAGGGGCCCAGAUGGCAGAAGAUUGUGGAGGACACUGUCCCAAUCAAUGUGAUCAUUCUGAAGGAUGGGCCAGAGACCGUGUUCCAAGUGACAGCAUACAACAGACAUGUAGAGAGGGUGUUUGAUGUCAAGAUUAAGCAACCAGGGACUGUAUUCAGCCAGUCCUCAGAUUGCUUCCUCCACUGGAAGGAUGGGCCAUGUGAGUGGGGACUUAACUUUGCAUCAGCUGGAGAUGCCAAAAAAUACAGGGACUGUUGCUCACACCCUAUCCAGCAAUGGUUCCGCAGGAAAUCACCUUCUUCUAGUUCACUCAAACUCAGUCCUCCAAAGCGUUGGCGCAGUAAACGAGGGAAGUCGGCACCAGGAUCUCCAGUGUCCAAGCCAAAAAGAUCGGUUUCUUCUCCUGAAGAGAUAACACAUGGGGGUUUUGAAGAUCUUGACCCAGAUUUUGAAGAAUAUGGUGCCCCAGUUAGAGCAAAGAGUCGCAGUCUAGCACAGAGUGUGGCCACUAUGCCUCGUGUGCGCCAGCGUAAUGUGGCCGACUCACGGGACCUGUUUCCAGACAGUGACAUGUACAGUGGUCCCUCCUCAGAUCUCUCUAUGUAUGACAGUUACCACUCCUCACCAAAGAAAGGGGCCUAUGACCCCAAUAAAGGUGGCUCUUUGAGAGAGAGACAGGAAAGGAGGAGGCCACAUGGAAUACCUUUCCCUUCUAAAGUUAGCACAUUAAAUGAGGAGGACCUCAAGUCAAUAUUAUAUGAAGGAGGAGGGGGAGGGGGAGGGGGACUACACAGUGUGAGCAGUCGUCAAGGAAGCACCAGUGGGGCAAGUGCCAUGGCAGGUAGUGAACUGUCCUCACCAAACAGCGACAAGGGUAUCCCGCCUCCUCUGCCACCAAAGCUGGAACCACUGAAUUUGUCCCGUAACAGUCGAGAACAAUCUGUGCCAAAAUCUUCCUCCUCUGAGGACUGGCCCGCACCCCCUGACCCCAUAGCCCCCAUGACCCCCCAGACCCCUAUCAUGAAUGCAGACUUUGACCCAGACUCUAUAAAACGCAUGCUGCAGGACUUCCCAGAAAACUCAAAUAGUGACUUAAGCUACAAUGAGCAACAACAACAACAGCAGCAGCAACAGCAGCAGCAGCAGCGAGGUACACAUUAUUCACGUACUGUAAGUCAUGAGCCCACAUCAUCAUCAUCAAUGUCUCAGCACAGGAAUCAUAAUAAUUCCCAUCAUGUAAAUAGAGUUCAGAGCCUCACCAUGUAUGAUCGUAAUUAUAAUAAUGGAGGGCAUCAAUCAUCACACACUGCACAACUCCCCAAGUCUCCAACAUCUCCAAGCAUGAAGGAGGAUGGUUCUUUCUUCUCUGACCGGGACUCGCAGAGGUCGGGGAAGGACAGGAUGCUGAUGGAGUAUGAGCUGGCCCUCAGGAACGCCUGCGCCAAGGACAGUUAUCCAGACAGUGGGAUAGGGGGCACUGCAUCAGAGGCUGCCGGGUCUGUGAGGUCAGGUGGUAGCUCAAAAUCUGGAUCCAAAUCUUCAUCCACUCUCACACCAGGUGCCAGUGUGAGCAGCAGCAGGACCAAGUCUAAGUCCAAGUCCAGUAGCAGUGGUGGCAGUGGAAAGGGGAGUCACUACACGCGUCAGGAGAGCACUGAAGUCACUCAGUUUGUGGCCUCUUCAGAGGGUUCUGAUGAUGAGGCAGAGGACAGUGAUAGUGACAGCAGUAUUCAUACCAUGCCUUCAGAGUCACAGGCUUCAUUUGCCAGGCAGACAGGGGCAACCAGGAAAGCUGGGUGGCUAACUGUGAAGAACUGGCUGAUCCACAAGAAAAGGAAGGUGGAGCUAGCUCCCAAGAGGAACUGGAAGAAGUACUGGGUGUGUCUCAAGGGGACCACGCUGCUCUUCUUUACCUGUGAUGACCAGAACUCUAUGAAUGUGGCUGAGAAUGCAUUGCCAAGACAUAUGCUGGUGAUAGAAGGCGGAGUAUCACAAGCUGUGCCAGAACAUCCGAAGAGGGAAAACAUCUUUGCACUCAGCACGGCCUUUGGGGAUGCCUACUUGUUUGAGGCUCCCUCACAGAUAGAACAAGAGAAUUGGAUCUCUGGUAUCCAUUCAGCUUGUGCUUCAUUAUUUGCAAGGCAGCAUGGAAAAGACAAUACAUUAAAACUUCUGAGAAGUGAAAUACAUAAACUAGACAACAGUAUUGACAUUGAUAUCAAGAUGAAGAAGAUGGCUGAUCUUCAGCUCACUGUGGUGUCUGACACCAAAAGUAAACAUGCAAUAAGUAAACAGAUUGCUCAAUGGGAGGAGAAUUUGGAGAAACUGUACAUAGAACAAUACAGACUCAGGUGCUACAUGGCCUCACUGCAAGGAUCUGAAUUGCCAAAUCCAAAGACAUUACUGACAAAUGUGUCAAAGUCCACAAAGACGACCCUGGCCAGGCUAGGUGUGUUCACCGUCACCUCAUUCCACGCUCUGGUGUGUGCACGGACACCCCUUACCAUGGCAACGUUAUAUAACAAAGCCAGCAAGAAGAAAGGAAAGUUGUCCACUUUUAUGGCAGAGGGGGGAAACAAGCUGAGAUCAAAGACACCAACUGGGGCACUUAGUCCAUCCAAUGUGAAAUCAUUCAAAGAGAUAGACAUUAAUGAGGAGGAGGAGAGCAGCUCUGAGUACAUGUAUGGUGGUGACACAGAGGAAUCCUCCAGGCUGGGGACACUUACUGACACACUCAACUUUGGGGACAACCUUCACAAAGUCUUAUUACCAAACAAUCAGAACCUGGUGAUAGCAGUUCAGGGCAGGAUGACAGUACAGGAGGUCUUGGAGACCGUGUGCAAUAAACGUCAGCUGAACCCAAAUGACCACUUUGUGCGACUUAAACUGCCUGGACAGGAGGUGUACACCGUGCCUGACAAGAUGUCCUUCAUGGAGAGAGAGACCUAUGAGAAGAUAGAAGUAUGUGCCAAGAUCAUCUUCCAGCUAGAACUGCGGCGGUCACAGUAUGAUGCUGACUUUGGAUUCAGUGUAGAGGCAGAGCUGGCUGAGGACUCAGAGAGAGAUGACGAACUCUGUAUCUUCAUCAGUGAAGUCAGGAAAGGAGGACUGGCAUACAGAAAGGGACUGUAUGUUGGAGAUGAGUUACUGGUUAUCAACAGUAAGGUGGUCUCAGACCUGGACAUGGUGUUUGUAGAAACUCUCAUUCAGGGCGCCAAACUGCUUUGUCUCACCAUUCGCUCAUGUCGCACUGAGCGCCCACCGUCAUCACGGCAGAUGGAGCACGUGGACAUCCACAUAGACAACAUGGUGUGUCCUCCCCCGCCCUCGCAGUCCAGGAUCAGUGACAAGGUGAUAGAUGAACUCAUAGUGCCAGCACCUAACUGGGUUCAAGAAGACCCUAACACAGGUGAUGUUGUGAUCCGACCCAUGACCCCUCCCCGUAUGAUGCCAGGAUAUUCCACAGAGCAGAUCCAUCUUUUGCUACAGAAAUCUGAGCAAGUCACCCAGCUUGUGCGUCAGUCAUAUGAGCGUGACUUUGUGGAGGGUCCUUCUGUCCCCCUGUCCUUGCCAUCUAAGGAAUCCGAGUCCUCCUCUAAACCCAUGUCACAUGUACAGAAACUGAGGAAAGUGACCAUGGAGCUCAUAGACACUGAGAGGGCUUACGUCAAGGAUUUAAACUGCCUGAUAGAACGUUACCUUGAGCCCCUGAAGGAGGAGACAUUCCUGACCAGUGACGAGAUUGAGGCAUUGUUUGGCAACAUCCAGGAAAUUGUGCAGUUCCAGAAGCUGUUCUUACAGAGUCUAGAGGAGGCAGUGGACAUGGAGCCAGAUUUUCUCACUUUCUCUGACCCAAAACAGUUCAGGAGGAUAUUGUUUUCCCUUGGAGGCUCAUUUCUCUACUAUGCCAAUCACUUCAAGUUGUACAGUUCCUUCUGUGCUAGUCACUCCAAGGCACAGAAAGUCCUUCAGCCAGAGACCAAUUCUCCACUGAGAGAGUUCUUGCGUGCCAGGAACCCCAAGCAGCAACACUCGGCCACCCUGGAAUCCUUCCUCAUCAAACCCAUCCAGAGGAUCCUCAAGUACCCCCUGUUACUGAACCAGCUGAGGAGCCUCACUGUGCCAGACACUGACGAACAUUAUCACUUGUCUGAGGCUCUGAAAGGCAUGGAAGCAGUGGCAGAACAUAUCAACGAGAUGCAGAAGAUUUAUGAAGAAUAUGGCAGCGUGUUUGAUGACCUUGUUAGGUGUUACAAAGAGGCGCACUCAUUGGAGAAGGAAACAAUAGAGCUGAAUGUAGGUGACUUACACAUGUAUGGCGCUGUGGAAUGGCUGAAUGCCUCUGAUAAGGUUGGCCGUCUGAAGAAGGGUAAUGAGCUGGUCACCAUCCUCUUUGUCUUCAAGUCUGGGGUGGUGCUGUUAUGUAAAGAGAGACCAAAGGCAAAGAAGAGAAAUAGGCCAGCCUCAGUGCGUGGUUCAAUUGUGGACCAGGAGAUAACACGCUACCAGACAGUGAUCCCAGUGAAUGCAGUGCAGGUCCGCAGCCACUCGAAUAACGAUGCUCACACACAACUCUACUGGGAACUGCUGCACAUGAAGUCUGAGAAGGAAGGGAGACCAGAAAAGGUCUAUCAGAUGGCCAACAGCACGUUAGAAGCCAAGAAUGACUUUAUGCGCACCAUACGCCAGAUCAUACGUGACAGCGUGCGACAGAUGAGGCUGCCAUUAAGUAGUACUCCAGGCAGAGGCAAGGGAUACAUUCCUUAUGGAGGAAAGAGAAUGGCGGCACUGACUGGAAGUAAUCAGCGUAGCCUCAGCAAAAAACGUGGUCAGCGUGUACGCUCUGCUAUAGAGCGCCACUCCAUGGAAUUUGAUAAUGAUUUCAAUGUUCUUGACCAAGAUGAUCUCAGGGCAAGGAGCAUGACUUUCAGUGACCUGAACAACACAGAUGCUGACAGCACCAGUGAGGGUGGGUACCCCACGUCUGCUCACUCCCAGGCCAGCAUAGACAGCAGGAGUAGCACAGGAUCAGCCAAACUGGUUCAUUCCAGUCACAAUCCAUUGAAUUAUUCCCCUGCCUCAUCAUCUAUGGGGAUAACAGUGGAACUGGGGUCACCUAUAUGGAAGCCAAGAGACACCCUGGAAGAGGAGUUAAAGACCCCAGUUCCAUUUGAGGAUGAGGAUGACUCAGCAACUUUGAUACUGACUUCCCCAUACAGUGAUUAUUCUAGUACAGUUUAUGUAGAGGAUAACAAGGCAUUGUUGAUUGCCCCACCCUCUGCUUAUGUUGAACAGGGUGACACAGAGUGCUAGCAUUUCAUGACACUAGGUUGUGUACUGUUUGUUGUAUUGACCCUUAGAUCUAACUGAAUGAAGUUUGCUUAAUUUUCAUGGAGAAGACCUCUAUGAAUUUUAUUGUACUGUUUUAUUCUAUUUUCUCUUUUGAUAUUUUUUAUAUUUAAAAAGAAAAUGCUCAGCAAACAGGUUAGAAUUGAUACAUUUAUUUGGCAGGGUUGAUAUAUAUAUACAUGUACCUUGUCUGUAGGAUGGAACAGGGUGAAGAUUUUAAGACAGGUUUUUUUAGGAAUUGUCUGAGUAUGGGAU